AGUUUUUGAUCUUUAUCCGAUUCAGCAAAUGUUCUACAAAUGUGUUUUUUUAAAUGAAAAAUACUUCUACGUUACUAUCUAAUAGUUUUUGAUCUUUAUCCGAUUCAGCAAAUGUUCUACAAAUAUUAAACAUCAGAAUGCCUCCUGAUCCCUCAAGGGUUAAUUAUAAAUCUGAGGGUUUAUUUCUUUAAAAACCCAGAUCGUGUCUGUUUUGAUUUUUAAUGUGCCAAACAUUGAUAAACAUACGCUAUGUAAACAAAAGCUGUUUUGGGGUCCUCCAUAAUAAUUUUUAGAAGUGAGAAAGAGUCCCAAUAGCAAAAACCUGAAGAUAACACUGGUCCAGAUCUUCGGUGAUAAAAAUUAUCCAUGCCUUCCUUAAAUUGCUUUCCAGAAGUGGGGGGAAAUAAGUGAAAAGAUACGAGGUGGACCAGACUUAAUGUGAUCCCAUCCAAUUAGUCUUGAAGAAAUAGCUGCCCAUCAAAAAAUAAUCCCUUCGACUGGAACCAGGCAAACAAAGCAGGCAGUUGCUAAGAGAAUUCCUUUGUCACCUUCCUUGCUGGCUUAACGUUUGUGAUGAGUGCCAGGCGUGGUUUGUUAAUUGGACAAUUAUUUUUUUUAUUUAUUUGCCUUGCGCAGCUAUUAAAUACGAUCAGAUUGAGGUGUUCGGCUACGUGUCUUGGUCUCUCCUGGAUGGAUUCGAAUGGCAACAGAUGUUCAACAACCGGCGAGGAUUGUUUUACGUAGACUUUAAUAGUAAAGAGAAGGAUCGGAUCCCCAAGUCAUCUGCCUUUUAUUAUAAGCAAAUUAUUCAGGAGAACGGCUUUCCUGCGGAAGAAUCGACCCGGACUUUGCAAGGCCAAUUUCCUCCGGAGUUUUUCUGGGGCAUCACCGAAUCAGUUAUCAAGGCAGAAUCCUUAGCUUCUUCUCCUCAGUUCUGUGACCCUAACCUGUAUCUCUGGAACGUCUCCGGCGACGGAAAAUUCUACCAGGUGAAGGGAGUGAGAUUGAAAACCCGGCCAGUUCAAUGCACGGACUUCACCAGCCUUAAAACACAUCUUCAACUGCUCUCGCGAAUGAAGGUCACUCAUUAUAGAUUCGCCUUCAAUUGGUCGCUGCUCCUCCCCAGCGGCGAUCCCUUGUCCCUUAACCGCCAAGUCCUUCGGUAUUACCGAUGUCUGAUUAGCGAGACGCUCAAGCUCAACGUGAAGCCCGUGGUCACCUUGUACUAUCCGACCCACCAGUCACUAAGCCUGCCGGGUCCUUUCCUUCAACACGGUGGUUGGUUGAAUCAAUCCACCGUCCGGGCAUUUACAACUUACGCCGAAAAGUGCUUCCAGGAAUUUGGAGACCUGGUUAAAUUCUGGAUCACCAUCAACGAGCCAAAUCGGUUCGGUGAGGUUUACAACGGCAGCAGCAAUGACACGUACCGGGCAGCUCACAACUUGCUGAUGGCGCACGCCAUGGCUUGGCAGGUCUACGAUAAACGGUAUCGGUCUUCCCAGCGGGGUCAGGUGUCCCUGUCUCUGCACUGCGAUUGGGCGGAACCUGCCAACCCUUAUCUCGAUAGCCACUUGGAAGCGGCCGAGAGGUUCCUCCAGUUUGAAGUGGCCUGGUUUUUAGACCCUCUGCUGAAAACGGGGGAUUAUCCCCCAGCCGUGAGGAAAUAUCUCGGUUACAAAAAAGGCCAAGGCCUCUCCAGUUCCUUUUUGCCGUUUUUCACCAAGGGAGAGAAGCAGCUGGUUCGAGGGGCUGCCGAUUUUAUCGCCGUGAAUCACUUCACCACGAGAUUUGUGGCCCACGAGUCGAAGAACGGGAGCCGGUAUGAAUUCGACCAGGACAUUCAACUCGUGCAAGAUUUCACCUACCUCAGUUCCCCCCUUCGCUCCGCCGUGGUGCCUUGGGGGUUACGCAAAGCCCUGAACUGGAUCCGUCGGCGUUACGGCGACAUGGACAUUUAUCUCACCGCCAGUGGGAUCGAGGAUCCGUCGAACGACAACGACGAGCUCCGAAAAUACUACAUCGGGAAGUACGUGCAGGAAGCGUUUAAAGCUUACCACGUCGACAAAGUCAACCUCAAAGGCUACUUUGGGUUUAAGCUCACGGACGAAGUCGCCAAACCCAAAAUUGGAUUCUUUACUGCCGAAUUCCAGGCCAAAGCUUCCGUCCAAUUCUACAACCAGCUGAUCUGCAACAACGGCUUCCCUGCUGAGCCUGCCCAUAAAUGCAGCCCACACAUGGAAACGGCUUCCUGCACGCUCUGCCUGCUUCUCAUUCGGGAAAAGCCGCUAAUCUUCCUCGGAUGCUGCCUUUUGGCUACACUAGCGACGCUUCUAAGUAUCGUUGCGUUUCAUAAACGAAAGAAAAGAAAACAAGAGUGGUCAAAAUACUUCCAGCACUUUGGCCUUUCUGUUGAAACUAAAGCUAAGAAAGUCCCUAGCCAGAUAUAGAACUGUUUUCUUUUGUCCAUUUGGCAACAAGGAUCAGAAAAGUUAGCGGAAACACUCCCUAUUCUUGUUCAGCAAGAUACUUACCAUCAGAACGCCAAAUUCAGGAUUCUGACACAGAACAACACUUUGGGUUUUUACCAAGGAUUCACUCUACAUUCUUCUUCCCUGUCUUAAGAUAUUUCUAGCUGCUUACUACGGAGAAUAUGGUGUCCAGUCCAAACUAGCCUUAUUCCCUUUCUUCAGCCUCUGAUUAAUAUAUACAAUCCAGUCCAACAGAAGCUAUUCAACAUAUUGUAAGGCUUGCACAUCUCCACGUGAGAGCGAACUAUUAAAAAGGAUGCAUGUUGGUUCGUUAUUUUAAUUCGAAUGCAACCAAAGUGUUUCUGUUGGGUCUGUUGGGAUAAACUCUGUGGUUCAGUUUGAAAUGACAAGAUUUUUUAGAAGCGUGCACUUUUCAAGAAAUGUCUUCGCCUUUCUCAAGUAUAAUUCUCCAGGGUUUGUGUGUAUGUGCUGUGGUUUAUAGAUGGAACGUUUACGAUAUCUUUUAUUUCAUUUUUUGCAAUCCAAGUUGGUUAAAUACCAGCAUGUAUUAACAUUUAUCACUAAUGCUUGCCUCCCAUUUUGUCUCUCGCCCCCCCAAAAAAAUUCAAUUAGGUAACGGAGUUUAAUGGUGAGAUUGUAGCUUUUAAUUCAGUUUCCAAAAUAAGAAACAAGCGGAGUUUUGGGAAAAGACCGGAAAUAUCUCACAAUUUGAAUUAAACCAACCAAUUCCAGAUUCCGAAUGGCCUGAAGAUAAAUAAUAUUCCACUGUCUUAGCGUGUGA
This is a messenger RNA of Crotalus tigris (Tiger rattlesnake), 3270 nucleotides long. Its product is annotated as beta-klotho-like. Bases 711 to 2447 code for a protein of 578 amino acids. Gene Ontology annotation, biological process: carbohydrate metabolic process; fibroblast growth factor receptor signaling pathway. Lineage: Eukaryota; Metazoa; Chordata; Lepidosauria; Squamata; Viperidae. The transcript has 3 exons. The record is from RefSeq and is a predicted model, not a curated record. Gene Ontology annotation, molecular function: fibroblast growth factor binding; hydrolase activity, hydrolyzing O-glycosyl compounds; fibroblast growth factor receptor binding.